Molecule: messenger RNA, 2370 nt
Organism: Hevea brasiliensis (rubber tree)
Lineage: Eukaryota; Viridiplantae; Streptophyta; Magnoliopsida; Malpighiales; Euphorbiaceae
Product: receptor-like protein 46
Exons: 1
Coding region: 1-2370 (789 amino acids)
Cellular component (GO): plasma membrane
Molecular function (GO): protein binding
Source: RefSeq, a predicted model, not a curated record
AUGGCCAAAAUGAUCCUUUCAUUUCUUCAAACAUUUUCUUUGUUAUUCAUCUUCCUCGUUCCGUCACUUUGCUGUCCUCAAUAUCAGAAAGAAGCCCUUCUCCAAUUCAAACUCUUAUUACUGGAAAGCGUUCCUGCACACCAGAAUCUCACUUUCUUAGAGACUUGGAACUCCUCUUCUACAGACUGUUGUCAGUGGGAAGAAGUCGGUUGCAAUUCCAACACUCCACAACAACAGGUGACUGAUCUUCAUCUCAGCAAUAUCUUUCAUAACUCGGAAGAAAUUGUUUUGUCGUCUCAUGUUUUAACUCCGCUCUUUCAUGUUCGAACGCUCGAGACACUUGACAUUUCAAGUAACAAUAUUCAAGGAGAAAUUUCAGGAAUUGGGUUUGCCAAUUUAACAGAAAUUGUUGAACUUUAUAUGUCCAAUAAUAUGUUCGAUGGCUCCAUUCCUUCUGAGUUGUUUUCAUUAACGCAUCUGGAGAUACUUUCUUUGGAUAGAACUUUUAUUGGGGGGACAAAAAGUUCGAAGUUUUUGUCAUUGGGAAACCUCACCAAUUUGCAAGAGUUGAAUCUUGCUAAUAACAGAAUUUCUGGAGCAAUUCCAUCAUCACUAUGCCGUUUGAAAGAAUUGCAAACUUUGGAUUUACAUUCUAAUUUUUUCUCAAUGGAGAUUCCAGCUCAGAUCGGUAACCUUUCAGAAAUUUCAAAUAUGUCCCUAAAUGACAACGAGUUGGUUGGAAAGAUUCCUCCUUCAAUGCAAAAGAUGCGACAAUUGGAGACGCUUAACUUGGAAGAUAAUCAGCUUAGUGGCGAGAUUCCAGCCUGGUUGUUUGAUUUCAGAAAUUUGACAGAUCUGAAACUUGGGGGAAACAAGCUUGUGUGGAAAAACUCAACUAUAGUACCAAAAAGCAAGCUAUCUGCUUUAUCUUUAAGAUCUUGCAGUGUUUCGGAGCAUAUUCCCUUUUUCCUUUCGAACUUUACUGAUCUCUCUUUCUUGGACUUGAGUGGGAAUAAUCUCCUAGGAACCUUGCCUCUGUGGCUAAACCAUACAAAAUACUUUGAGUUGAUUUUAUCUGAUAACAAUCUUUCAGGUUCUCCGUUCCAUUUCUUUUCUCUAACUUAUUUACAGCGUCUUGACCUAUCAGGGAAUAAUUUUUCAGGCAAAUUGCCAGAUAACAUAGGUGAAGCUACACAUAUGACAACCCUUUUGUUGUCGGGCAAUGAUUUCUCUGGACCAAUCCCCAAAUCCAUCUCAAAUAUGUCAUUGCUAUCAAUACUUGACUUGUCAAAGAACAGACUUUCAAGUAAUGAGUUCCCAAAUUUUAAGGCGCCACGCUGUGAUCCUCUCUAUGCCUUUGCUCCUUGUUAUCCUCAGAAGUUUAAUCCUUUAUCGGUCCUUCUACUGGGCCAUAAUGAGUUUUCUGGUAUCCUGCCUCGGAACUUGACAAAUUUAAGUGAACUUGUUUGCCUCGAUCUCCAUGACAAUAAUUUUACAGGUGAAAUCCCAGCUUUCCUCUUUCAAAUCUCCUCUCUUCAAAUUUUGAAUCUUAGGAAUAAUUCAUUUCAUGGGUCAAUUCCAAACGAUCUAACAGAUUUGAAAAGUCUUCAAAUACUUGAUCUCUCUGACAACAACUUUAGUGGAGAAGUGCCAUCUAGCCUAGGGAAACUUAGUGGAAUGAUUAAUCCUAAUCUCGAUGCCUCAUUACUUUAUUAUUAUGAAGUUCCUACAACCGUUUACCAGCGGGGUGGGCAAAUUUCCUCCGCUAACUAUCCGAACUUAGAAGUAUCUUGGAAAAAUAAGAUGCAAGAUCUUCCCAGCAAAAACCUUAAUCUGUAUACUUUUUUAGAUUUAUCAAACAACCAAUUAUCUGGCGGAAUUCCUGAUACAUUAGGUUGUUUGAGAAAUUUAAAAGUACUGAAUAUGUCUCACAACAAGCUCUCAGGUGGAAUACCAACAACUCUGGGUGAUAUGAAUAAUCUAGAGAGUCUAGAUUUGUCACACAAUAAUCUUUCUGGAAAAAUUCCUCAGACAUUUGGAAAGCUCUUGCAGUUGACCACCCUGGAGUUGAGCAACAACAAGCUCACGGGUUCCAUUCCAAGUGGCCCUCAAAUGGACAGGAUGAACAAUCCAAAUUCUUAUGCUAAUAACAGUGGAUUGUGUGGAAUGCAAAUUCAAGUACCAUGUGAUAAGGCGAUCCCAGAGCCAGAGGAAAGUAGAAGUCAAGAGACAUGGUUUUCGUGGGUUAUGGCCGGAAUUGGAUUUCCUUUUGGAUUUUUGUCGACAGUGUUGGUUUUCUAUGUCAUUGGUUACUUCGAUGUUGUCCCAAAGCGCCGUCAAAGACGCCAUGUGAAUUGCGUUUGCUGGUAG